AUGUCGCACACAAUACUUUUGGUACAGCAGCAAGUUAAGAAACCGGAGUCCCGAGUUUGGGCUGAUUACGAGACAAUAAAUCAGUGCCUUGAAGGUGUAUGCAAGAUAUACGAGGAACAGUUGAAGCAGCAAAACCCUACGGCGCCCACAAUUACUUACGAUAUCUCGCAACUCUUCAAAUUCAUCGAUCAACUGGCCGAUCUGUGUUGCUUGGAGUUCCACUCCGCCACUGGCACCUAUGUACCUCAUACCAAGGAUUGGAUCAAGGAGAAUAUAUAUGCGCUUCUGCGUAAUCAGGCGGAUUUUAAUCUUAGGAAUUACCUAAGAGAGGAAAUCUGGCAGUUCUCCCGACGUCGCAACGAGGUGAACAAUUCUCAAGAACAAAUUUGUGGGCCCUUCCGCAAUCGCGUUUGGAAAUUUCUCUCUAUCCCACAGUACUUUGAGUCGUUCAUGUUCUACGGGCUUCUGCAGUGCCUGGAUCAUAUUCUAAUGGUCUACACUUUCCUUCCUUUGCGUUGUAUAAUCAUCUUCAUUUCCCUUCUUUCCUAUGUAACCUUCAGUCUUGUUGGUAGCUGCAUCCCGUCAUUCAAACCCAAAAAUUUCAUUCUCUAUGCCACAGAUGUACGGGAGUUAGUGAAAUUCUCCUUCGUCUGCAUCUGCACCAUCUUUCUCUACACAUUCGAUAGUUCUAUCGCCUACCAUGAGAUUAGGACUCAGUCGAUCAUCAAAAUUUACAUAUUUUUCAACCUGCUGGAAGUGGCUGACCGUCUCCUCUCCGCAGUCUGCCUGGAUGCUGUAGAUGACGUCCUUUACACUGUCUCAGCAGGCCUCGGGCGACAGCGUGUGUUUCCGAGUGAUCGCGUAGUAACCACCAGCAGCAGCGUCUCUUCCAUUGAUCCUCCCUCUUCUGCUGAGGCUGUGAGUCUCGGAGCUUUCAUCGUCCAAUAUCUCUUCGCUCUCACCUGUCUCGCUGCACACUGCCUCCUGCUGUUGGCACAGGUGACAACCCUUAAUGUGGCCUUCAAUUCACAAAAUCGCUCCCUUCUUACUGUGAUCAUCUCCAACAACGUGAGUUCUAUCGUUCCUUGUACUUCGUCCUAUCGUUAA
Hydatigera taeniaeformis is the source of this 1107-nucleotide messenger RNA. Lineage: Eukaryota; Metazoa; Platyhelminthes; Cestoda; Cyclophyllidea; Taeniidae. The record is from the annotation of a GenBank genome assembly.